UCGAUAGUCGUUCCUCCUCCAGAAGCAUGGGGGCAGUAGUGUUGUAGGAGAUACGGAACAAACCCGCCAUUACAACAACAACAACAACGAAGAAGAAGAAGAAGAAGUACUUGCUCUUGUCCGCUGUUGUUUGCUAAAGAAAGGGGUUUUGCUAAUGCCUUAAAAACCACACGUGUAAAGAUGGGGAUGUUUUGACAGCACGUGUGUAAUUUUACCAGGAUAAUUGCUACAGUUUUGUAUUGCGAUCCGUGCAGUGAGUAAGCUAACUAAAAUCAUUUGGCUGCCAGGAUUAUGCUGAUGGUUGUUUAGCUGCCUUAUAAUGAACCUGAGUGUAUUUGGCUGACUAGUUUUUUCCACUCCUGUGACGUUAUAGAUAAAUAAUGUUCACAAAGUUUCUACUUGAGGUUGAACUUUGUUAAUCAAGCUCUAUGUGUGUGAAGUAACGCAGCUCAUGGAGUAUAUUGUGAACCAGUAGUCUGAUACUACUCCUGUCUGUUAUAGGGUAUUUUAGUGUAAAAUUAUAUUCCUGUCUACAUUCAUUCAAAAUGAAUACAAACAAUGUCUUUGGUAGACAACAAGGUGCUUUCCAGACGCCUAAUGCCAGUCAGGGUAGUGGCCUCUUCCAGUCACUUGGUCAGCAAGGUUCAAGCGGCACUACACCGAAUAUUGGCUUUGGGCAGAAGUCACCGUUUGCUCAGCCUUCAGCUUUCAGUCAGCCACCAGUUUUUGCUCCAGGAUCUGCACAACCAUCGGUUUUUGGCCAGACGUUAUCAUUUGGUCAGCCACAGGCUUUUGGUCAAGGUAGUGGUUUAGGACAAUCAUCCUCUUCUCAAGCACCGGCUUUUGGACAGCAAUCUUUGGGUCAGGCAACACUUGGAUUUGGAGCAUCACCAUCUUCUAUGGGACAAACUCCUGCCUUUGGUCAGGUGCAAGCGUUUGGUCCAACCUCUGGAUUUGGUCAGGCUUCGGGAUUUGGACAAAAGACAUCUGGAUUUGGUAUUUCCCCCAGUAACUCACAGCUGCCUAGUAAUCCUGUUGGCACUGGAGGCUCUCAGCUUAACUUCGGUCAGCCAUCGGCUUUUUCUACUACAACUUCUGCUGUUAGUGGCCAGAGCAAUACACAGACAAGUGGCUUUGGGUCCAAAUUUAGCUUUAAUUCUUCAAAUGAAACAGAAAUGCUCUUCAAACCUAUUUUCAGUUCGAGUCCAGUACCUCCUAGUGCCCAACCUCUUCCAGGUCCUGAGUCUUUUGUUUCAGUUAAACCAGUUACAGUUGGUUCAGACAGCAGUCGACCUGGUACCACUGGUGCCUCACUUUAGAGUGUAAAACCAAGCACUCUGGAUUUUAGCUUCUCCAAACCUGGAGCAGUUCCUUCUGCACCAGUUCCAACUUCUAGCAUGUCUAAGACUGCAGGUGGAAUGAUGGGUGGAAACACUCUCCAGUUUGCGUUCUCUAAACCAGCCAAUCCUAUCAACAGCAGCAGCAUUGCCACUGUUGCUCAGUCCACUAGCAUUUCCAGCACUCCUUCUGCAUUUAGCUUCUCAGCAAAAGUAAUUCAGCCCCAGAUGGCUUCUGACCACUCAUCAUUUGCAUUUAGUGUUUCAAAACCUGAAGAGAACCCGGAGGUGAAAAAUGAGAGCUCAGGGGAAGCAGGUUUUGCAAAUCUUGGGAAGGGCAUGAAACGAAAAGAAGAACCCAGUGAACCAAAUAGUAGUCAAGGAAAAAGUUCCAAAGUCGAGGAAGCACAAGGUGAAUCUAUAGGCCCUAGACACCCAUCCAAGCGUCCCCUUAUUAGGAGUCGUGGAGCUACAGGUGGACUUUUUAUAAAUGCAUUGAGUGGUCUAAUUAAGACAUCAGGAAGCACAGCUAAAAAAGAAGCACGAACCAUUGAUAAGGCUCCUGGAGAAAGACCAGACCUUCCAGUUGCAGAUGUGGAGGCUCCACUGACCCCACAGAGACCUCAAGCUCCUAUUAGACAUGUUCUGGAAAAAGGAGAGAAGCCUGAUUCCGAGCCUGAAGGUGAGACUUGUACCCCAUCUCGAAGGGUUGCCCGUGAAGACAGCACCGAUAGCCUGGCCAGUCUUUCCCCCUCUGAACCCAGCACUGUCAUUCAAUGCAAGGGAAUCCCACCCAACCUCAACCGGAAAGACAUUGUCAAAAAACAUUUUGGUCGCUUCGGGAAAGUCCACAGAGUGUACUGCAGACCUGAAAAGAAUCUCGCUAUCGUGCAUUUUCACGAUCACGCAUCUGCAGCAGUAGCAAAAAAGAAGGGGAAACAUUUUCAAGGGACUGAUGUGCAUAUAUUUUGGCAAAGAAAGAAACUAAGCCCAGGCACAAAAAGAGAGAAACCUUCAGAAGUCAAAGAUGUGGUUUGUGCAGAAGAGGAGUCGAGGACAGAGGGCACUCACCUCAGCCCAUUACGAAAACCGUUGCCCAGAUCCCCUGUUGUCAGCACCUCACUUGUUAAGGGAUCUCCAUCCAUGAGGUCCUCUGUAGCUAAAACCCUCCAGUUUGAUAUUGACCCUCAGCAGGAUACAAGCUCAGAGGGUCAGAAUGUAGAGCGACUAGUGGCCAUGCCGUUAUCCCUCCAGCCCCUGAUCGGUCAAAUAGCUGAAACAGCAGAGGAAAAGUACUGCCUUCUUGAACAGAGAGACAAGAUUCUUCGCCAGUUGAGGCCAAAGAGAACGGACUUGGACUUGUCCAAAGUAUUUGUGGGCACGUGUCCGGAUAUGUGCCCAGAGAAGGAGCGCUACAUGAGAGAAACUCGCAAACAACUCAGCGUUUUCGAGCUUGUUUCUGAUGCAGAAAGGGUGGACCAUUGUGCUGCCGUUAAAGAAUACAGCAGGUCCUCGGCUGACCAGGAGGAACCUCUCUCUCAUGAGCUACGGCCUCUGCCAGUUCUAAGCAUGACAAUGAACUACUUGAUCACACAGAUAAUGGACCAGGGUGAGGGGAACUACAGAGACUGGUACGACUUUGUCUGGAACAGAACCAGAGGAAUUCGUAAGGAUAUUACCCAGCAGCACCUCUGUGACCCAGUGACUGUGUCUCUAAUAGAAAAGUGCACUCGAUUUCACAUCCACUGUGCUCAUCAUCUGUGCCAGGAGCCUAUGAUGUCCUUUGAUGCCAAGAUUAAUAAUGAGAACAUGACCAAGUGCCUCCAGAGUCUGAAAGAGAUGUAUCAAGACCUGGCAACCAAGGAGGUGUAUUGCCAUAAUGAGGCAGAGUUCCGCCAGUACAAUGUUCUGCUUAAACUCAACGAUGGUGAUAUUCUUCGUGAGAUUCAGCAGUUUCGCAAAGAGGUCCGUGACUCUGUGGAGGUGAAGUUUGCAGUCCAAGCUUUUUCAGCUCUUAACAGCAACAACUUUGUCCGAUUCUUCAAGUUGGUGAAAGCAGCAUCUUAUCUAUCUGGCUGCAUUCUUCACAGAUACUUUAACCAAGUAAGGAGUGCUGCACUGAAAGCCUUGAAUGUUGCCUUCACUGUAAGCUCUCAGAGAUCCACCAUUUUCCCUGUGGAAGACUUGGUUCAAAUGCUAAUGUUUCGCAAUGCUUCUGAAGCCACUGAAUUUCUGCAGCUUUACGGACUUAGCGUCGCAGAUGGCAUGGUCGAGCUGAGCCGUACUGCAUAUCAGGAGCCGGACUUACCCAUUCCUUCAAAGAAGUCAGUUGCCAUUGAGAAGAAGAAAACCGUGCUGAUCGGGGAGGUUGUGAAUGGAGGCCCACUGCCCAACCCGCCAAUGCAUAAACCAGUCUGCAGCUUUGACUCAAACAACAAAUACAGGGGGGAUUUAUCUUCCUUGGAGUCAUUACCCACAGCCACAAAAGUAAAACCCCUGGUUGAACUGGACUCAAGGCCUCAGCUCAAACCCAAGUUGCUGGCUGAGACAAAGCUGUUUAUGGAGCCCCCUGCUGUGGUAGAGCUGGCCCAGCACGAAGUGAUACAAGACACUGGGGAGUCCUCACAACACGUUGUACCAGUCCUCCCAGUAAACCCACAGCUCAUGUUCCAGCCCAUUGCUCAGCCCCAGCCUGUCAGGCCCCCAACUCCAAAGAGAGAACUAGUCUACUCAGACCAGGAUGUAAUGGUUGAAGUAGAGUCUGUGGUGGAGGAGAUUCUGGCAGAUGAAGUCUUAGACGUUGCGAAAGCUGGUGCUCAGUAUGUCUCUGUAGCUUUGAGUGUGAGUGAGAGUGAGCUGCAGGCAAUGGUCAAUGAGGUGGUUUUUCAGAUGCUCAGAGAGCUGUCUACUUCAGAGAUCACUGCAGAGAAGGCGCGAAUCGCUGAGGAGAAACGCAGGCUGGAGGAAGAGAGGCGGAGAAAGGAACGAGAGGCCUUCCUGGACAAGCUGAGCUUAGAGCUUUGUGGUGAAAUCAGUGAGGAGGUUCUUACGCAGUGCACCAGGGAAAUGGCUGCAAAGGAAAUAAAACUUGCACAGGAGGAGAAGGCUGCACGUGUGGCUCAAUGCACAGAGGUGGUGUGCAACAACUUGGUGGAGGAAACACUAGACAUGGAGAUUGCCUGCCUGGUCAGAGAGGUGUUGGAUGCACAAUUGCGACAGAUACAAAAGUUUAUUAAGAGGUGGCGUGACGUGGUUGCAGUACGUCGACAGUUGAAGAGGCAGAUGCGUGGAUUCCCUGCAGCCCCAUGCUGCGUCGAUCCACGUUUCAAGCUGAAAGCUUUGGUCCCGAGUGCCCCAUCCUUCCCAUCUAUGGACACACUUGCUCGAGGUCUCAUUAGCCUAGGCAAUGCAGGGAACAUGGUUGUGUCCUGCACAAGGUUACUAAAAACAAGAAAUGACACCAUCCGCCAGAUGCGAGUAGACUACUAUUACAAUUUGUUAUUAAGUGAGCGUGUGUGGUCUCCUCUCGACCUGCCCACUCUGGUGGCCGAAAGCACUCCUAAUCCACCUGACAGAAUCUUCUGGAAAGCCACUCUCAUGCUUCCCAGUGACCAGGACAAUGACAUGAGCAGCACGCUGACCAAUUGGCUUAAAGUUAAGCUAGGUGGUGAGGAAAGUAUGGAGGAGAGCAUGGCAGAGUCAGAAGGGAAACUCAAUACACUGGUCAUCAGUAACAGCUUGAGAGAUAUUGGACAAAAGACCCACAAGGUUCACCUCUGCAUAAAGGUAAGCUAUGGUCCUCUGAACGAGGAAGGGCAGAGCCAGCUGGAGGAACAGAAUGAGCUCCUAGGUACCAGCUCCCUGCUGAUGCUCCUCCCAGCUCUGCCGUGCAGUGGGCUGGAUGAGGAAGACGUACCCCUGCUCUCCGCACUCCUCCAACUAAAGCAGGUCCAGCAAGCCAGCGGAUGGAACACUGCACUGCCCCUGGUGUUGCUCAUUCCUGAACAACUUGAUAAAAAAGUCGAUGACCAGAAGUUAGAACAAGUUCUUAAGCUGAAGUCAUUAGUUCAAGAUGGGCUGAUUUCAGAAUACAUCUUUAUCCAUCUCACGGGUAGUGUCACUGAUCUGCAAGGAUCCAAACAGAUUGCCAAAGCUGUUCGCUGGCUGAUUGCCCACUCUCCAGCCUCUACAGUCCUCUCCUCUCAGCCUCUGCUGCAGUUUGUAGAAAGAGGGCUGUGUCGUGAGUUUUACCAGCGGUUCCUUCAUGACAAGCAUGAAAGAGCAAAAGCCAAUCUGCCAUGCCAGGAGCCAGAAGCAGUCAUCCAUCUCUAUAACACCGUGCUGGCCUAUCUGGCGGAUGUGGUCAGCUCUGAGAGUCUAGUUGGAAUCUCCUGGCCCCCACCUGAAUUCUCUUUUCCUGAGAACAGAGAGCUUGUACCACAUCUGGACUGGAAUUCCCCUCAGCACCUGUCCUGGCUGAAAAGAGCAAUCCUCAGACUGCAGAUGCCUGAGUGGGAGUGGCCUCCUAAAAAUGCUCCAUGGACCCAUUUGUGCUCACGCAUAUUUGAGUACGUCUCUCAGAUCCCCAGCUGUGCCCAAAGCCAGCCCCUUCUCAUGUCACAACUGGAGCACCUGCUAGCAAGAGUACGUGCUCAACACGUGCGACGAGACUGUGAGGAUGAGGAGUGUGAUGGGCCUUCUUUUAAUAACCUACCCUGGGAUGACAUUUUGAUCCUUUGCAUAGAGCACCGGCUGAGAGACUGGCAUAUAGCUGAAAGUCCAGUAGUAGCGGACGCUUUCACUGACAAAGGAGAGGUUUUGGUGUACUACUACAAAGAGCAGCUUAAAGACUUUGUUCCUCCAGAAAGCUGGGUAGCAGCAGAGAGACGCACUCACACAGAGAAGCAGCAGAACACAGUAAGGUCAAAGCUGAGCUCCACGCCCAUUCUAACAUCAGCAGCAUGGUUUCCCAGACACAAACUGUUCCAGAGUGUGAUAGAGACAGGGGAGAAGUCCUCUGUGUUAGACAUCUCACACACUCCUUCACCUCAGGAGCUGUUACCUCAAAAACUGCUCUCUAGCAUUCAGCAGGAAAAGGCUCAAAGUCAGAGGUUUGAAGAAAAGCUGCAACGUUGGUUAGAAGUGGAUCCUCUGGACUCAGUCUCCAUACCUCUGUUUGUGCCUUCCACAUUGUUAUCCAUGCCCAAGUUUCUUCUUCCCAAACAGCAUCCCAGUGCACGUGCUGCCUGCAUCACACAGGAAGCAGAAAUUGAAGACCCUGCUGCAGUGGCUUCCGCUAAUAGAAAAAAGGGACCUGUGUCUCUAACACAACGACUGAAAGAGCUCAAUAGACUGGUGAUAGCAAAUCGAGAGGAGGAGCUGGCAUGCAGUCUGAAGCUAAACAGCCUACUGGAGAUUAUAGAGGAUUGAGCAAUGCUUUUUUUCCUGCUACUGUUAUAACUGAGAUGCUGCAUGAUAAAUAAUAAAUAUUUCUUAUACUGACAAUAUUUUAUCAAUAUUUAAGGUUCUUUUGAGUGCAGAAAUGAACGGGGAGCCUAAUAAUACUAUAGAAACUCAUCUUACUAUGGUCAUGAUAUAUUUUGUAAAGGACUUGAAAGUGUUAUUUCCCACCCCUCCUUUUUGUUUUAAAUGUUAUAUUUUUAAACACUGUUGGUUUUUUUUUUAGGUUAAUAAAUUAGUUUUAAAAUAAGCCAUCAGAUUUGUUUUUCCUUACAUUUGUGUGCAUUUCUUAAAUCUGUUUGUGUGAUGGACUUAAAUAAAAUUAUUGGCCAUGUUUAAUGCAUAAUGUUGAGAUUUUCUGGAUACAUUUGAGCAUAUUGUAAUAAAGUUUAAAAAAAUGUU
Molecule: messenger RNA, 7199 nt
Organism: Silurus meridionalis
Lineage: Eukaryota; Metazoa; Chordata; Actinopteri; Siluriformes; Siluridae
Product: minichromosome maintenance complex component 3 associated protein
Biological process (GO): mRNA export from nucleus
Cellular component (GO): cytoplasm; nucleus; transcription export complex 2
Molecular function (GO): RNA binding
Source: RefSeq, a predicted model, not a curated record